Molecule: messenger RNA, 888 nt
Organism: Drepanopeziza brunnea f. sp. 'multigermtubi' MB_m1
Lineage: Eukaryota; Fungi; Ascomycota; Leotiomycetes; Helotiales; Drepanopezizaceae
Molecular function (GO): FMN binding
Source: RefSeq, a predicted model, not a curated record
AUGUCUACUCAGACCAGAGGUGACGCCGAGAAACAUAUCAAGCGAAACCCGCAUCCCGACUUUAAGAAAGUGGAGAGUGAACGGCCUGUUUGGGAUCAUUCCGCUGCCUGGAACGUUAAGCAAACUGUCAAGCCCGAAUGGAAAUAUGGCGAUGGAGCGAACGAUGGAGGAGAGGGCCUGAAGACUCCACACGUCGAGAUUGAUCCUUAUGAGAAGGACAGACCGGCUGUUUUCAACUACAAGCUCUUGAUCUCCGGCGUCAUUCCCCGACCAAUUGGCUUCAUUAGCACAACCUCGAAGGAUGGAAGCAGCACGAACCUGGCACCAUUCAGCUACUUCUCAGUCAUCAACCAUGACCCGCCGUUGUUUACCGUUGGAUUUGCUGGAGGCUUUGAUAAUGCGAAGGACUCGCUGAAAAACUUGUUGGAGUCAGGGGAGUGUGUUAUCAACAUGAUCUCGGAGCACUUCAUUGAGGCAGCGAACGCUUGCAGUGUUGAUACACCUUAUGGAGAGAGCGAAUGGGCCCUUAGUGGAUUGACUCCUGCUAAGUGUUCCACUGUGAAUGCAAGCAGAGUUAAGGAAGCCAUCUUUGCGAUCGAGGGGAAGUUGGACUUUACGAAAGAGUACGAAAGCAAGUCUACUCCUGGAAAAAAGACUGGGGUUCUGGCUGUUAUCGAGGGUACGCGAUUCUGGGUUAGAGAAGAUGCUCUGAAUGAAGACAAGAACUUGAUUGAUCCAAGUGUCAUGAAAGCAGUCAGCAGAAUGGGAGGUAUCACUUAUGGCAGGACGAUAGAUGGCGUAGAGAUUUUACGACCUGACUACGAGUCGACUGUCAUGAAGAACGAGGAAGCAAAGAAGUUCGUGAAGCCAAAGCUAGAUGGACAAUAG